Molecule: messenger RNA, 301 nt
Organism: Xylona heveae TC161
Lineage: Eukaryota; Fungi; Ascomycota; Xylonomycetes; Xylonales; Xylonaceae
Exons: 1
Coding region: 95-250 (51 amino acids)
Source: RefSeq, a predicted model, not a curated record
AAACUAACCUCCUUUUUUCUUCUUUGUCUUGGCAGAAACAUUUUCUUCUUCAGGUGUUUGAAAGGAUUUUUUUGGAUUUGUAUUUCUUCAUUUUAUGUAUUUCUAUAGGCAAUCUUUAUUGGUGUAUCAUUUUGUCCAUUUGGGAAAGCACACGCUGGUCGGAUCUGAAUUUCAUUUAUUUACUUUUCUUUUCAUUCUGUAUGGUCAACGAUAUUUUGCACAUGUAGCCAUUGUCAUCUUUAAUCCUUAGUCAUAAGAUUAUUAUUAUUAUUAUUGAAAUAAUGAUACAAUAAUUACCAGC